This is a messenger RNA of Vicia villosa (hairy vetch), 2715 nucleotides long. Its product is annotated as ATP-dependent zinc metalloprotease FTSH 4, mitochondrial-like. Gene Ontology annotation, biological process: proteolysis. The transcript is spliced from 7 exons. Gene Ontology annotation, cellular component: chloroplast thylakoid; membrane. The record is from RefSeq and is a predicted model, not a curated record. Gene Ontology annotation, molecular function: metalloendopeptidase activity; ATP binding; ATP hydrolysis activity. The coding region runs from base 341 to 2332 and encodes 663 amino acids. NCBI's taxonomy places the organism in Eukaryota, Viridiplantae, Streptophyta, Magnoliopsida, Fabales, Fabaceae.
UAAAGGCAUGGAAAGAAAAUCUUCAAGAUUCGGAGUAUUGGUUCUUGCAAAAUCGGAAGUCAACGCAACAAUCAUACACUCAAAAGAAAACCCGUUGACUAACGAUGACGUGGCAGAGAGAGAAAAAGAGAUCCGUGAGUUAGUUAGUCCUUGGAGAAUUCAGUUACAGUGAUUCUUGAAAUCAUUUCUGUUAGGCGAAGAAGUUCAUACAUUUUUCUGCGUUUCUCUUUUCAUCAUCCAUCGUCUCUGUUAUCGCUUCUUUUCUGCAUUUUCUCAACUGCUCCGUUCUUUCUUCUCCAAAACGCCUUCCAUCAAAGUCGUUUUGCUCUAUCACGACGUCAUGGCUUGGAGACGUUUCGCAAAGCAGCUUACUCCUUCAAUCUUUCGAGCUCGAACGCAGUUAUGUUUGCAGGUUGAAAGGCGUCAAUCUGAAUUGGGAAUAAUCAAAGAUUUAUUGAGUCGAAAUCAUGAAUCUCGUAAUAAGUUUCAAGGGAGUAGGCUUUUGUUCUCCCGGGAGAGAUCUCAGUUCAGGUUUCUAGGAAAUUUGGCCGGACCACCGAGUGAUUCAUCUAAAGCCAAGAAGGCCUCUGAUGAUCAGAAUGAUCCUGAAGUUGUGAUUAGAGCAUUUGAAAGUGAUCCAUCUCUGCAUACAAAUUAUUUGGCUUUUUCUGAGUAUGUCGAAGCAUUAGUAAAAGUUGGCAGGAUGGGAGAAAGUGAAUUUCUCAAGAAUUUGAUAAGAGCUAUUCCUAGUUCAGCGAGAAAGGAAGAAAGUAGUACAGGUGGCCUAACUGUUCUUAAAAAUGUGAAAGAGCCUACAAAAGAUGAAAUUCUUGGAAAUUUCAAAGACAAGCAAUGGCAUACAAUUUGGUUGAUUGCUCUGGCCUUCAUCUUAGUUUGUGGUGUAGGAGCUUUCAUCGUGUAUGAAAGAAUUAGUAAAGGACUUCGCAUGUAUGAAGAAGUGCAACCCAAUAUGCAGACAAGUACUAAAUUUAGCGAUGUGAAAGGUGUGGAUGAGGCAAAGGCUGAACUUGAAGAAAUUGUUGAUUACUUAAAAGAUCCUAAGCGCUUUACUCGUCUUGGUGGUAAACUCCCAAAAGGUGUCUUGCUUGUUGGCCCGCCUGGCACUGGUAAAACAAUGUUGGCAAGAGCUAUUGCUGAAGAGGCGGAGAUUCCUUUCUUCUUGUGCAGUGUAAGUGAAUUUGAAAAGAUGUAUGUCGGUAGUGCUGCACAAAGAGUGAGAGAUCUUUUCACAGCUGCAAAAAAGCGCGCCCCUUGUAUAAUCUUUAUUGAUGAGAUUGAUGCUAUUGGUCGAAAACGAAAUCCAAAUGACCAAAUGCACGUGCCUAUAAGUCAAUUGCUUGUUGAGUUAGAUGGAUUCAAACAACAUGAAGGCAUAGUUGUGAUUGGUGCUACUAAUUUUGAGGAGUCACUAGAUAAGGCUUUGGUGAGACCUGGGCGAUUUGAUCGCCGUGUUGUUGUUACCAAUCCAGAUUUAAAAGGACGACAACAGAUUUUGGAAUCUCUGAUGUCAAAGGUUCUCAAGGCAGAUGAUGUUGAUCUGAUGAUCAUUGCUCAGUGUACACCUGGGUUCUCCGGUGCUGACCUUGCAAAUUUGGUUAAUGUUGCUGCCCUAAGGGCUGCAAAGGUUGGCACCAAUUCUGUGAGCAUCCAUGAUUUAGAGUUUGCACGGGAGAAGAUUAUGAUAGGAAAUGAACGCAAAUCAGCUGUUACAUCUAAGAAGUCAAGAAAGCUUACUGCUUUCCAUGAGAGUGGCCAUGCCUUAGUGGCAACAUAUACUGAUGGUGCGCGUCCUGUUCACAAGGCAACUAUUGUUCGGCGUGGGGGGACUCUAGGCACGGUUUCUCAAUUGCCGGACAAAGAUCAGAGUAGUCACUCUCGUAAACAGAUGCUUGCUAAGCUUGAUUGUUGUAUGGGGGGUCGGGUUGCUGAAGAGCUAAUUUUUGGAGAAACCCAAGUUACUUCUGGUGCAUCCUCAGAUCUUGCGAAGGCAACUUAUUUGGCCAGGGAAAUGGUUACAAAGUAUGGUAUGAGUACUGAAGUAGGUCCGGUCAUUCACAAUUACCUUGAUAAUGGGAGAAGUAUGAGCUCAAAAACUAGGCUGCUUAUUGAGAAAGAAGUGAAGAACUUACUGGAGAGAGCUUACAACAAUGCAAAAACUAUCCUAACCACCCAUGAAAAGGAGCUUCACGCACUUGCAAAUGCUCUUCUGGAGCACGAGACACUUACAGGAAGUCAGAUAAAUGAUUUACUUGCAAAAGUCAAAUCCCAGCAGUCGGAGCCGCAGUCACGUGUAACCAAAACCAGUGAGUAGGUAAAGAUUAAAAAAAGGUAGUGUGGCAUUAAUAGAUUGGAGUGUGAUCAUAGCAUUCAUCUUCUGGUUAUAUCUAGCCCACGUGUUGCUUCCUAGCAGCUAGUGGAUUUGUUGGCUUGUUGAGAAUGUCUCUGCAGGGAAAACUGACUCACAUUAUUGGGUCCUGUCCCUUCCACUCAUUUUCAAUCUAUUUUUACAAAUGACACACUUUUUCCGUUCAGUUUUAGUUUUGAACUCUCAGCUAAUUACUGUAUAUUGAUAGAAAACUCUCUCAAUAUUAUACAUGAUGCAAAUUACUCUAUGCUAUUGGCAAACAAUGGUUACAAUGCACACUCUGUCUUUUAUGUUAAUGACAAUGAAUUUUCUUGCUAUUGGAAAAAUUC